Polistes dominula (European paper wasp) is the source of this 307-nucleotide messenger RNA. RefSeq lists its product as uncharacterized. Lineage: Eukaryota; Metazoa; Arthropoda; Insecta; Hymenoptera; Vespidae. The record is from RefSeq and is a predicted model, not a curated record.
UAUUUGUUUAUUAAUUGUAGAUAUUUCAAUUCGGAUAAUAAUCCUCUUUAUAAGAAUAAUAAAUUUUUGGACGAUAGUUUAGCAUAUGAAACCGAAUAUUAUUACAAAAAGGAUAAAAAAUUAUUAGAAAUACUCAAGCGAAAAACACAGAACGAAGUUAAAAACAUGCAAAAGGAAGUUAACGUGAUGCGUAAUAAAAUCGAAGAGUAUAAUCGAGAUAUCAACGAGAAUCUUAGAUUUUUACAAGAAUUAGAUAAAAAUACUGCAUCGAAUAAGAAGAAAGGUUCCUAAAUGAAAGUAUUAAAAA